Molecule: messenger RNA, 2655 nt
Organism: Vollenhovia emeryi
Lineage: Eukaryota; Metazoa; Arthropoda; Insecta; Hymenoptera; Formicidae
Gene: otp
Product: homeobox protein orthopedia
Exons: 6
Coding region: 16-1056 (346 amino acids)
Biological process (GO): neuron differentiation; regulation of DNA-templated transcription
Molecular function (GO): DNA-binding transcription factor activity, RNA polymerase II-specific; DNA binding
Source: RefSeq, a predicted model, not a curated record
CCGGGGUUGAGCGGCAUGCUCAACAAUAUCACCGCCGGCGGUUCCGUACACGGUAUCUCCGGAGCGAAGGAUGCGCAAGAUCUGAAGCGGUACGAGAAGGAGCACGGCGUGCUGGGUGUGAAUCUGGGCUCCGGUCUGUCCGCGGGUGGUGGCCUCACGCUUCAUCAGGAAUUGAUCAUGACUAUGCCCGGCGCAGGUAGCGCGACGGGGAUCGGACAAGGCGAUGACAAACCUGCAAAGCAAAAGCGACAUCGGACGCGCUUUACACCGGCCCAGCUGAACGAGCUGGAAAGGUGUUUCGGCAAAACUCACUACCCGGACAUCUUCCUGAGGGAGGAAAUAGCACUAAGGAUCGGCCUCACGGAAAGUCGCGUUCAGGUAUGGUUUCAAAACCGACGAGCGAAGUGGAAGAAGCGCAAGAAGACAACCAACGUGUUUCGGACCUCGGGAUCGCUGCUACCGUCGCACGGCUUACCUCCCUUCGGACCGAUGACCUCCGACUUGUGCACCGGAAUGUUUCAUACUCCUGCGGACAGAUGGGGAAUGGGGACAGGUCUUGGACAAUUGCAGAGCAGCAUGACGAUGAGCGGUUUUGGGCAACUCGGCCAACAGAGCACGGGAAGUUUAGGUUCCAGCCUCGGCAACUCCGGACUCCCGAUCAACAAUCUCCCGUCGCAGUCUGUCUACCAUACCAACUACGGACUCAAUUCUAUCAGUGGGGUUCACGUGUCGGCGUCCCGAGGUUCACCACCCUCGGUGGGUGGCGGUCAGGGCGGUGGGAUGGGCUCGGGCCUGAACUGCGGCCAGGGUUCUCCGGGCACGACUUCCGGUACCGGUGGCAGCGGCAGCGGCGGUGGCGGUGGUGGCGGCGUCUCCUGCGUGGGCGCCGACGUCACGAACGAGGGAUCGGACUGGAGAGGCGCCCACAGCAUCGCGGCGCUCAGGCGCCGCGCCUCGGACGCCUCGCAACAGUACAGCCCACAGCCACCGCCGCCAGGACCACCUCAGUAUACCCACGACAUGGAGUACAGUCCUGUUUACCAAGGCGUCGUCUGAACCGUCUUUCCUGACGUUCAGUUCCACUGGAGGGAAAACUGCCGGCCGGUAGAAGCUUACCAUAAUCCAUGGAACGAGUACUCCUCUCUGUUCCGUCGAUGGCAACCGUAAGAUAGGACUGCGUUUCCGUGACUGAUUCCACGGGAGGGCGCGGAGGAGGCGCGAGAGAUCCAAGAGAUUUAUCUAGCUGGCUGUCGUCAAUUUUACGUUCGAGCGAGGUCAAGAUCGCCGAUAUUGGAACGAUCAUUCUAAAUUCGAUCAAGGUCCAAAACUGUCCGCUUGUUUGAAUUUAAUAUAAAGCCAGCGAGGUACAGCAAGUAACGACGAAAUUAGAAUGUUCAGAUAAUCUUGGGCGUUUUGACCGAUAGAAAUUCAACGGGGCGGUAACGAUACGCAAAUUUAACGUGUGCUGUGUAUUUAUUUAUUUUUCACGCGAACUUUGCCCUACCAGACGAAAUAGCUACCAGGAUUGCGCGGAGAAUUUACGAAAGGAGUACUCUUCUAUAAAUUAGCGCGGAGGUAAAAUCAGGGUAGAGGAUCGAAAUUGCUGGCAUUAUCGACAGUGACAAUUUGCGCAAUAUAGAUUCUCAUCAUCGUAGCCUUCCCAGGACCAUCGUGACACAUGUAUAAUGUAAACCUGACUUUCCGCAAAUCUGUCCGGCUGAUUCUAAUAUCGGGCCAACCAUCGACUCGAUGCCGUAAAUGUAAAGAAACUUGAUGGAGUAUGACGGAGUUGUAGCAAUUAAAAUUGCACGUUCGAGAUUUCUUAAUUGGGAAUGUAAAUACUUUCGCUGUAUCGUCUAGUCAAAUACGUCUUGAAUAGCAACAGACGUAAACGUUAUUUGAUAUUUUGUGGGGAAAACCGAAUCACCGGCACAAAUCCUUUAGCCGCGCAAAUUAUUCAUAUUGGCGAGUUUUUCUACCCAGGUGAUUCGCGGAAAGAGCGAAUCGACGAGGUUUCGUUUCUAAAUGGAUUUUCAACGUUUCACAGCGGUUCAUGAAGAAUUAUUUAAUAAAAUGAAAGCAGAUUUUGCUCAGUAACGGUAAAAGUUUAUCCUAAUCGUGACGGUUCCAAAUAUUAGAAAAUGGCAAUGACCGAAGUUUCUCGCAGGAUCUUCAUUUUAAUAUCGAGCCACCGCGGCAACUAUAAAUCCGUUGUAAUUAUCAUUCGAGUUGGAGUCAUUCCGAAUGUCAAUGAUUAAUAUAUGAUCCGUCAUAGUAUGGGGGCUGUUUUUACGAGUGAUGGAACGCUCCGUCCUACUAAUCACACCGAGCUGUCGAUAAAGGAAGGAAUGAAUUGUGAUUUGUGCAGAUUAAUGAAUUUUGGGACACGAAGAGUCUUAAAGGGAGAUAAUUGCCGUAAACUCUGUUACCAGUUCCGCGCGUGAACCCUUGGGUUGGCGCUGUGCGCUGCGAAAACAUCGAGGGGUGGCUAUUCCGCGUACACAUAUAUUAAUAUAAUAACGUCCGCAUCGGACUUUUACGAUUGGCUCCAUGUAACUGUAACACACGCUGAUUUACUCUCGUGAAGUCAACCAGUGCGCGGAGAGAAUUUUCUCUUAAAAUUUAUCCUGAAAAUCAUGUAAUCGUGGGACAGCG